AUGGUGUCGGGGGAGAGCUGGUUCUCUAACCAGGAGAAGUCAUCAGUGCGCUGGGACAGGCGCAGGCGGACCCCGUCUGGGCCCCACGACCCCCCAGCAGCCCGGGGCGCCUCGAUGCCUGGUCCCCUGGCGCCUUUGAGCCGAAACAAAGGCGCUGGAGGCGGCGACCGAGAGCACGGUGGGGGCCGAGGCUUGUCAGAGCCCGAGCGCGUCCCCGUCGCCCAGAGGCAGAGGCGCUCGCGAGCAGCCUGGUGCAGCAGACAUCGAAAAGUGCCCACACCGAGCCCGAGUGAGCCCAGCGAGGGCCGGGCAGGCGGCGAGCGCGUGCCCCGCUGGGCGCUGGGCACCGGGACGGCCCUGCCGGCCGCCCGCGGGCCCGCCCCCGAUCGCGACUGCAGGGUCCCGGGGAGGAGUGCCCCCCGCAAGAUGCUGGCGCUCGUCGGGCUGCUCGGCCUCCUGCACUCGGGGCAAGCCGCCGAGGAGCGCCCCGGGGACAACCAGAGCCUGGAGGCGGCGCCCGCCGCGCCCAACGCCUCGCACUUCUUCUCCUGGAACAACUACACCUUCUCGGACUGGCAGAACUUUGUGGGCAGGAGGCGGUACGGGGCCGAGUCCCAGAACCCCACGGUGAAAGCCCUGCUCAUCGUGGCGUACUCCUUCAUCAUCGUCUUCUCCCUCUUCGGGAACGUCCUGGUCUGUCAUGUCAUCUUCAAGAACCAGAGAAUGCACUCGGCCACCAGCCUCUUCAUCGUCAACCUGGCGGUGGCCGACAUCAUGAUCACACUGCUCAACACCCCCUUCACUUUGGUUCGAUUUGUGAACAGCACGUGGGUGUUUGGGAAGGGCAUGUGCCACGUCAGCCGCUUCGCCCAGUACUGCUCUCUGCACGUCUCUGCCCUGACGCUGACGGCCAUUGCUGUGGACCGCCAUCAGGUUAUUAUGCAUCCGCUGAAACCCCGCAUCUCCAUCACUAAAGGCAUCAUCUACAUCGCUGUCAUCUGGACCAUGGCUACCUUCUUUUCUCUCCCGCAUGCCAUCUGCCAGAAAUUGUUUACCUUCAAAUACAGUGAGGACAUUGUCCGCUCUCUGUGCCUGCCAGACUUCCCUGAACCCGCUGACCUCUUCUGGAAGUACCUGGACCUGGCCACCUUCAUCCUGCUCUACAUCCUGCCCCUCCUCAUCAUUUCUGUGGCCUACGCCCGAGUGGCCAAAAAGCUGUGGCUAUGCAACACAAUCGGUGACGUGACCACCGAGCAGUACCUUGCUCUGCGACGCAAGAAGAAGAAGACCAUCAAGAUGCUGAUGCUGGUGGUGGUCCUUUUUGCCCUCUGCUGGUUUCCCCUUAACUGCUACGUCCUCCUCCUGUCCAGCAAGGUCAUCCGCACCAACAACGCCAUCUACUUUGCCUUCCACUGGUUUGCCAUGAGCAGCACCUGCUACAACCCUUUCAUCUACUGCUGGCUCAACGAGAACUUCAGGGUUGAGCUGAAGGCGUUACUGAGCAUGUGCCAAAGGCUGCCCAAAGCCCAGGAGGAUAGGCAUCCCUCACCUGUUCCUUCUUUCAGGGUGGCAUGGACAGAAAAGAGCAAUGGCCGGCGGGUCCCACUAGUCAAUAACCUCCCUCCGUCCUCUCACCUCCAGUCUGGGAAGACAGACCUCUCGUCUGUGGAGCCCAUUGUGACCGUGAGUUAGAGGAAGUGGGGGAGAGGCAGGGGAGGGUUCUAGCACCCGCUCAUGUUGGAAGAGACAUCAAGGACACGGCCUUCCCUGUCAAGCACAACCUCAGCGGUGCGGAAACAAGGUUAUGCACAAGCAGCAGGACUCUAGAGUUUCUAGAAUGCUCAGCUCAGCCUCCCAGUCCUAUCUGAUGUGCAAACUGAACGCAACUACCAACAAGACACAUGGCUGUACAUUCCCAUCUAGUAAAUACUGUAGGGCAUCUCUCCCUGGCCCCGUGAGCAAGGGAGAGGAGGACGCCUUUGGCUCAGAUGGGUGCUAAGUCCAUCGUUGCUCCAAAUGUCUGGGCAUGUGGAUCCCCUCCCACUGCCCCCUUCAAGGAACCCAAGUCAUAGCCAGGUGUGGUAGGCUUUUUAGUGCACCGGCCCACACGCCCACACCUCUUGCUUUGAACAGC
This is a messenger RNA of Echinops telfairi (small Madagascar hedgehog), 2134 nucleotides long. It is a transcript of the gene GPR83, whose product is annotated as G protein-coupled receptor 83. Gene Ontology annotation, biological process: neuropeptide signaling pathway. The record is from RefSeq and is a predicted model, not a curated record. The coding region runs from base 1 to 1692 and encodes 563 amino acids. Gene Ontology annotation, molecular function: neuropeptide Y receptor activity. The transcript is spliced from 6 exons. Lineage: Eukaryota; Metazoa; Chordata; Mammalia; Afrosoricida; Tenrecidae. Gene Ontology annotation, cellular component: membrane.